AGCGCGGGCGCCUUCAAAAGUGCGGACGGAGCGCAGGGAGCCGCGCGGAGCCCCGGAGCAGCAGCGUGAGCCAUGAAGACGAAGGUGUUCCUCGGCCUCAUCCUCAGCACGGCGGUGACCGCCUGCCUGUGCCGGCCGGCAGCGAAGGUCCCGGGAGGCUCCCACCGCCCCCCCUCCAGCCCGGCCCGGCGGGAUUGGCCCGAGCCCCCGGCCCAGGAGCAGCAGCAGCGCUUCAUCUCCCGCUUCCUGCCCCACGUCUUCGCAGAGCUGAGCGACCGCAAAGGCUUCGUGCAGGGGAACGGGGCGGUAGAGGCCCUGCACGACCACUUCUACCCCGACUGGAUGGACUUCGGCCGCCGGAGCGCCGAGGAUGCGGCCGAUGCUGCGUAGCCCCGCGCGGAG
Molecule: messenger RNA, 402 nt
Organism: Lagopus muta (rock ptarmigan)
Lineage: Eukaryota; Metazoa; Chordata; Aves; Galliformes; Phasianidae
Product: gastrin/cholecystokinin-like peptide
Exons: 3
Coding region: 73-390 (105 amino acids)
Cellular component (GO): extracellular region
Molecular function (GO): hormone activity
Source: RefSeq, a predicted model, not a curated record